AUGGCAGAAAGUGUGUCUCCACUGAAGCACUUUGUGUUGGCAAAGAAGGCCAUCACUGCAAUCUUCGGCCAGUGGCUGGAGUUUGUUACCGAAGGAUCACAUUUUAUUGAAGCAACUUACAGGAAUCCAGAGCUUGACAGAAUAGUAACUAAGGAUGAGCUGGUGGAAAUACAAGGCUGCAGAAACAAGCUUGCCCUCAUUGGGGAGGAGCAGUCGCGGAGACAUAUGAAAGUGGCAUUUUUUUUUUUUUUUGGCAGGAUGAGUAGUGGCAAGAGCUGUGUCAUCAAUGCAAUGUUGUGGGAUAAAGUUCUCCCUAGCGGGAUUGGCCACACAACCAACUGCUUCCUGAAUGUAGAGGGAACCGACAGAGAUAAAGCCUCUAUGACCGAAGGAUCAGAUAAAAAGAAAAGUGUGAAGACAGUUAAUCAGCUGGUGCAUGCUCUGCAUAUGGACAAAGACUUGAAAGCUGGCUGCCUUGUGCAUGUAUUUUGGCCCAAAGCAAAAUGUGCCCUCUUGAGAGGUAACCUGGUUUUAGUAGACAGCCCAGGUACAGAUGUUACCACAGAGCUGGAUACCUGGAUUGGUAAAUUCUGCCUCAAUGCUGAUGUCUUUGUUUUGGUUGCAAACUCGGAAUCCACACUGAUGAACACGGAGAAACAUUUUUUUUUCCCUAAGGUAAAUGAGCGGCUCUCCAAACCAAACAUUUUCAUUCUGAACAAUCGUUGGGAUGCUUCUGCCUCAGAGCCAGAGUAUAUGGAGGAUAUACGCAGACAGCACAUGGAGAGAUGCCUUCACUUCUUGGUAGAAGAGCUCAAAGUUGUGAGUCCUUUGGAUGCUCAGAAUCGGAUCUUUUUUAUUUCAGCCAAGGAAGUUCUCAACUCCCAAAAGCAUAGAGCCCAGGGUAUGCCAGAAGGUGGUGGGGCACUGGCCGAAGGAUUUCAGGUAAGAUUACAAGAGUUUCAGCAUUUUGAACAAACUUUUGAGGAGUAUAUCUCA
Arvicola amphibius (Eurasian water vole) is the source of this 996-nucleotide messenger RNA. Its product is annotated as mitofusin-1-like. The record is from RefSeq and is a predicted model, not a curated record. Gene Ontology annotation, molecular function: GTP binding; GTPase activity. Lineage: Eukaryota; Metazoa; Chordata; Mammalia; Rodentia; Cricetidae. Gene Ontology annotation, cellular component: mitochondrial outer membrane. Gene Ontology annotation, biological process: mitochondrial fusion; mitochondrion localization.